This is a messenger RNA of Alosa sapidissima (American shad), 3878 nucleotides long. It is a transcript of the gene tlk2, whose product is annotated as tousled-like kinase 2. The record is from RefSeq and is a predicted model, not a curated record. Bases 607 to 2691 code for a protein of 694 amino acids. The transcript is spliced from 21 exons. Gene Ontology annotation, biological process: peptidyl-serine phosphorylation; chromosome segregation; intracellular signal transduction. Gene Ontology annotation, cellular component: nucleus. Gene Ontology annotation, molecular function: protein serine/threonine kinase activity; ATP binding. NCBI's taxonomy places the organism in Eukaryota, Metazoa, Chordata, Actinopteri, Clupeiformes, Clupeidae.
UGUUUACAUUGCAGGAAAAAAAAAUAAUGAGAACCGAACCGAAUCGAUCCGGAUUAAACCGAACUGAUUCAAACGGGAUCACUUCCAAGAUAGAACAUUGAUGCGUAAGAGGUGAGCUCGUCGGAACCGCAGUCUGCAAGUAAAAUUAGAAGCAGUUUUCUGAAUGGACUGAGUCUGACACCAACUGGGAAGAAAAUGACAAAAAUAUCCUUGUGGGAGCCGUGAUUCAUGAACUAGAGAUGCUAAAACAGGUGAUGGGCAUUGUCUGGUGUGAUCGACGGCAAAGUGCAAUGGCUGUCUGAAGAAAGAGAGUAAGAAACCUCAAACCCCCGGGAAUCUGAGGUGGGCAAAGCUCUGUUGAGGAGGUUUCGGGGCAUAACUUUCUCAUAGGCCUGGAGGUUUGUAAGCCUCCGCACAUCUGAGGGACUCUGAGCUGGCGCACCACUUCCUCCAUCGGGUGUCUCCUCGUAGGCAAGAGACGGGGAUUCGGAUGAGGCCUUGUCUGGGAAUGUAGGGGUAGCCAAGGAAGGGUGAGACGGGAGACGAGGGAAGAAUAAUCGAGGAUUAACCAAAGGUGCUUGCGGGAAAAGACCGUUUGCCGCAGCCAUGAUGGAGGAACUGCACAGUCUGGAUCCACGACGCCAGGAGCUUCUAGAGGCCCGCUUCACUGGGGUCGGAGUUGCCAGGGGCUCUGGUCAUAAUGAGUCAUCCAAUCAGAGUCUUUGCAGCGUCGGGUCACUCAGCGAUAAAGAACUGGAGACUCCGGAAAAGAAGGCAAAUGAUCAGAGAACCCGGAAGAGGAAAGGAGACAUGUUCGACAACCAAGGGAAAGGGACCAGAGGGCUCAAGAUUAGUGAUUAUUUCGAGUUUGCAGGUGGCAGUGGGGCUGGUACCAGUCCGGCUCGGUGCAUCCCCCCCGUGGUGCGGUCGUCCCCGCAGCACUCACUGUCCAACCCUCCCGCCGCUGUGCAGCAGGGCAGUCCAUCCUCUUUAAGCUCAAUAAACACAGAGCACUCCUUCUGCUCCCUGAAAUCCAUAAGCGCUCACUGUCAACACAGAGCAACACAGUCUGACCUGACCAUGGAGAAGCUGGCUGCCCUGGAGAGCAGCAAGAGCUCUGACCUGGAGAAGAAAGAGGGGCGCAUCGACGACCUGCUGAGGGUAAACUGUGAUUUGCGAAGGCAGAUUGAUGAGCAGCAGAGGAUGCUAGAACGCUGCAAAGAACGCCUGAACAAGUGUGUGACCAUGAGUAAGAAGCUGCUCGUUGAAAAGUCAAAGCAGGAGAAGAUAGCUUGUCGGGAGAAGAGCAUGCAGGACCGACUGCGGUUAGGCCACUUCACCACUGUCCGACACGGAGCGUCCUUCACUGAGCAGUGGACCGAUGGCUACGCCUUUCAGAACCUCGUCAAGCAGCAGGAGCGGGUGAACUCUCAGAGGGAAGACAUCGAGAGGCAAAGGAAGCAGCUGGCCAAGAGGAAACCACCCAGCGUCUCGCAGACCCCACCCCCCAGCCUGGAGCCCAACAAGCGCAAGAGCAAGAGCAACGGAGCAGAGAACGAACUGUUAUCACUAGCAGAGUAUCACGAGCAAGAGGAGAUCUUCAAACUACGCCUCGGCCACCUAAAGAAGGAGGAGGCUGAGAUCCAAGCAGAACUGGAACGGUUGGAGCGGGUACGGAACCUACACAUCCGGGAGCUGAAGCGAAUCCACAAUGAAGAUAAUUCCCAGUUUAAAGACCACCCAACGUUGAACGAUCGCUACCUGCUCUUGCACCUACUGGGACGAGGAGGCUUCAGUGAAGUCUAUAAGGCCUUUGACCUCACAGAGCAGAGGUACGUUGCUGUGAAGAUCCACCAGCUCAACAAGAGCUGGAGAGAUGAGAAAAAGGAGAACUACCACAAACAUGCCUGUCGAGAAUACAGAAUUCACAAGGAACUGGACCACCCCAGAAUAGUCAAACUAUACGAUUACUUCUCCCUGGAUACGGACUCGUUCUGCACAGUUCUAGAGUUCUGCGAGGGGAACGACCUGGACUUCUACUUGAAGCAGCACAAGCUGAUGUCUGAGAAGGAGGGCCGUUCCAUCAUCAUGCAGGUGGUCAAUGCACUCAAGUACCUGAACGAGAUCCGGCCCCCCAUCAUCCAUUACGACCUGAAGCCAGGUAAUAUCCUCCUGGUUAAUGGAACUGCCUGCGGGGAGAUUAAGAUCACCGACUUUGGCCUCUCGAAAAUCAUGGACGAUGACAACUACGGAGUGGACGGCAUGGAGCUGACCUCCCAGGGAGCCGGCACCUACUGGUACUUGCCUCCAGAAUGUUUUGUGGUGGGAAAGGAACCACCCAAAAUUUCCAACAAGGUAGAUGUCUGGUCAGUUGGAGUCAUAUUCUAUCAGUGCCUCUAUGGGAAAAAGCCGUUUGGACAUAACCAGUCUCAGCAGGAUAUCCUUCAGGAAAACACCAUUCUGAAGGCCACAGAGGUCCAGUUUCCACCCAAACCGGGCGUUUCACCAGAGGCCAAGGCCUUCAUCCGCCGCUGUCUCAUCUACCGCAAGGAGGACCGCAUCGACGUCCACCAGCUGGCCAGCGAUCCCUUCCUCCUGCCUCACAUCCGCAAGUCGGUGACCAGCACCGGGAACUCUGGGACAGCGCUGGCCUCCACAAGCAGCUCCUCCAACAGCAGCGCUUCAAACUGAGCCCGCCCUCUGCUCCCUCAGUGCUUUUUUCUGAUUGGUUGAGACAGGGGGGUGAUUGGCUCUCUAAUUAACCCCGCCCCAUUCUCUGUGAUGUCCUGCGUUGAGGACCAGAGCCAAGAGAGAGAGGGACAGAUGGAGAGAGAGAGGAGAGAGAGAGCUGAAGAAGGAUGGGAUACCUGGCGUGGUCAGGUGUCCAAACAAGGCCUCUUCUAUCUCCUCUGCUCCUCUCUCUGUUAUGGUGGCCAAGUCAGGAGGUUGGUGGGAUUGGCCUCCUGUUUACGCGCCUCCUGUAGUGAAUUGGGGAUGGAUGGAGGGAGGAAGACAAGUAAGAGAGGAGAUGGUAAGAGAAGGAAUCUCUGCUGAAAAUGAGACUGAAAAAUGGACCGAAUUUCUUCAGCUGGGGACAGACUCUGUUGUACGCCCUACACCCCACUACACACACACACAAACACACACACACAAACCAUUCAUUCACACACACCCAUUUAUACAAAGGCCUACGUAUACACACUUUUAGGCAAACGCAUAACUGUCUCAUCAAAACAAAUGAAAACCUUUUUAAUGUAUUUGAACUUGGUGAAUUUCCCCUUACAUAAGCCCCGUUUUCAGUCUUUCUGGAUGAACUUAGCCAGCACUUAUGGGGUUUGCCUGCAGCUUAACCUGUAUGGUGAGCCUGUGGUUAGUGGACCCAAGCCAUGUCUUCAGUAAUGCCCCCUCCUCUCUCUUACCUUGACCAAAGCUGACCAAACAUGACCACUGAGUGGCGCUAUUUCGCCUCAGAAGUUUAAUGUUUAAUACAAUAUGCUCUUCUCUUUGUUUUUUCUCUCAAAGUCUUAAAAGUAUUUUUUAUCAAUUUUAGUGAAGACUAACUGAUGGCCCAAGCUAUAUUAAAAUUUUAAAAUUAGGUUGAAAUUUAACCCAUUUUUUAAUGGAGAUGAAUCUAGUUUUUUAUAUAAAUAUAUAUAUAUAAGUAUAUAUCUUGGUCUUUUACUUACAUUUCGUUACUUGACUUACACAUUCUCACACACACUCAGACAUACCAUACACACACACACUCAAGCAUACACUCAUAUUUAUUUAGGUCUGUUUGAAUUGAUGAUUUUGGCUCUGGAGUCAGGGCCAAUGUAUCUGUACUGUGAGUGGGUGUAGGGCCUCAUACAGAGAUCAUUAAAUAUUAUUGCUUAUAA